This is a messenger RNA of Apis laboriosa (Himalayan honeybee), 786 nucleotides long. RefSeq lists its product as uncharacterized. Lineage: Eukaryota; Metazoa; Arthropoda; Insecta; Hymenoptera; Apidae. The transcript is spliced from 2 exons. Bases 1 to 786 code for a protein of 261 amino acids. The record is from RefSeq and is a predicted model, not a curated record.
AUGGUCCGACGGUUGGCGCAUUGCUCCGUUUACCUGGCACUCCUGUUGGCCGUGGCUUCGGCGAGAUCGGCCGAGACCAAUCCCACGACCAAUUCCAUCGACGAGGAGGCGGGUAGAUCGACGGGGAACGGCAACGUGUUCGGGGAUCUUCGGCAGAUGUACCAGAUCUACAAAGAAUGCGCGGACGAGGAUCUCAGUUCCUGCUUGAAAGUGAGGCUGUUGUCGGUUAUAGACAGGGUGUCGAGGAGCGUCCAGUUGAACGUCGCGGAUGGGGUCACGUUCGUCCAGGACGAUCCAAUUUCGACGAACGUUGCGGAGGAACCGCCGAAAUCCCUUCAGGAGAUCGAGGCUAGCCUGCCGAGAAGUUUGGAGGACAAGGAGGACGCGUUGAACACCAUGAUCUUCGACAAGGUGGUCAAGUUCUUCCAGAGCCACACAUUGAAGUUGAAACUGCCCAAUGUGGAGGAACUUCAACGGAGUCUCGUAGAGGAAGGUCGCAAAAAGAAGAAGAACAUGAGCGGUCUUCUCGCCAUUCCCCUGCUGAUCGGUGGAACCCUGGUGCCACUAGCUCUGGGAGCGUUGGCCCUCCUUGCCGGGAAAGCUCUGAUCGUGAGCAAGCUCGCGCUUGUGCUGGCCUCCAUCAUCGGUUUGAAGAAGCUGGUGUCGGGAGGCGGAGACCACGGCCACGAAGUCGUUCAAGUAGCGGGUGGCCACGGAUCGAGCGGAUGGGCGAGAUCGAGUCACGACCUCGCCUACUCCGCCUACAAGCCGUCGUCGUCCACCUAA